Oncorhynchus keta (chum salmon) is the source of this 3328-nucleotide messenger RNA. RefSeq names its product fibroblast growth factor 5-like. Gene Ontology annotation, cellular component: cytoplasm. The record is from RefSeq and is a predicted model, not a curated record. The transcript has 4 exons. Gene Ontology annotation, molecular function: type 2 fibroblast growth factor receptor binding; growth factor activity; chemoattractant activity. The coding region runs from base 1487 to 2494 and encodes 335 amino acids. Gene Ontology annotation, biological process: positive regulation of epithelial cell proliferation; positive chemotaxis; positive regulation of epithelial cell migration. Lineage: Eukaryota; Metazoa; Chordata; Actinopteri; Salmoniformes; Salmonidae.
UGCACCUUAAAGUUGGUUGCCAACCGCCAUAUAAAGUCCAAAGAAGAAGAAGCUGGAAGAAGGAGAAGAGAUUACUAGAAACUAACUCGGUUUACCCAUUUAUCUGUGGAUUAAUUGUCGGAGUACAGGACCUUGUGCAUUUCAGGACCUGAGCCCUAGGACCGUGCCCCAGGACUACCUGACAUGAUGACUCCUUGCUGUCCCCAGUCCACCUGGCCAUGCUGCUGCUCCAGUUUCAACUGUUCUGCCUUACUAUUAUUCGACCAUGCUGGUCAUUUAUGAACAUUUGAACAUCUUGGCCAUGUUCUGUUAUAAUCUCCACCCGGCACAGCCAGAAGAGGACUGGCCACCCCACAUAGCCUGGUUCCUCUCUAGGUUUCUUCCUAGGUUUUGGCCUUUCUAGGGAGUUUUUCCUAGCCACCGUGCUUCUACGCCUGCAUUGCUUGCUGUUUGGGGUUUUAGGCUGGGUUUCUGUACAGCACUUUGAGAUAUCAGCUGAUGUACGAAGGGCCAUAUAAAUAAAUUUGAUUUGAUUUGAUUUUGAUUUGGGUGAUGGAAAGAGAAAGGGAGAGAAAGAGAGAGGUGGGUGGUGGAGAGAGAGAAUGAGAGAAGGAGAGGGUGGAAGUUAAAGAGAGGGGGCAGAUCAGCUGACAGAGUCUCAUAUUCACACACACACAAACACACACACCCCUCCUCAGCCUGUUACCUCAGUGAAGGUGGAGCCACUGUAAUUGAGAGGGAGAGGAGUCCACUCCACACUCAUUCAUGGAGAGAGAAAGAGAGGAGGACAUGUCUCACAGGCACCCACUGGCCAACCAGGACUUAGCACUACAUUUUGUUUGACCAUCUCUCUCUUUUUAGUGAAAUCUAGAAACGUGUGGAGGGUAUCUGGCAGCAGUGAGCUGUUGAAUGUUUGGGCCUUAGGGGACAGAGGGAUGAGCCUGGAGAAAGUGUUAUAGUAGAAUGUCCCUAUGCCAGUGGACCUUUCAUUGUGGGAGUAGCCAUCUAAGGAUUUCUGGAUUGGAAUUAAAUUCGGCACCAGGAACAGCUAAGGACAGAAGAACAGUUUCAAAAGUGGAACAUAUGAUGCCUGCCGGGUUUGUCAUUGGAAUACACUGACGGCAAUUACACUGGCAACAAUAAGACGAGUGGGACAAUAAGCUGUUUUAUUUAUCGAUUUGUAUUUGUCUUAACUGAUCUACCAGGACAUCAGUAUAGGAACAAAAGUGAAAGAGAACAUUGGAAUACAUGGACUUUCAGUACAAUAAUUGCUCUAGCUACCAAAAGAAAGGCGAGGAGACAUUGACUUUCAACCCAGAUAGGUAUAAUUGAGGAGGAAAUCUCUUUUGCAUAUAGACCUGGUAGACUAGGUACCAGAGAGGCCCAUUUUCCAGGAGGGCUCCCCUCCCUGACCUCCCAGCCGUUGUCCCCAGCAGCAUGUCCCAGGCUGUGAGGUUGCUUCUAGUCCUCCCCACACCAUUCUACCAUGACCACAUGGGCUGCUGGAGGGAGUACGGCUGUCACUGCCUGGGCCACCUCUGGGUCUUUGUUUAGGUUUGGCUCUGGGUCUUUGUUUAGGUCUGGCUCUGUGUCCAGGUUUAGGUCUGGCUCUGGGUCCAGGUCUAGGUCUGGCUCUGGGUCCAGGUUUAGGUCUGGCUCUGGGUCCAGGUUUAGGUCUGGCUCUGGGUCCAGGUUUAGGUCUGGUUCUGGGUCCAGGUUUAGGUCUGGUUCUGGGUCCAGGUUUAGGUCUGGCUCUGGGUCCAGCUUUAUCUCUAGGUCCUUCUUUUCCAGCCUGUCUCUGUCUCUGCUGCUAGCACUGCUGCUCGCCCUUUCCCUCCCUGUUGUUGUCUGCCAUCAACCUCUCUACAGAGGCAGGCUCCAGCCAACCAGCCCCAGGCUCCAGUUCCCCAGUCUCCAGCCCCACAGCCCCCAGCCCCCCAGCCCCCAGAUCCCCAGCCCCAGCAGCCCUUUUAGAGUGCCAGUGAACAGUUCCCUGGCUGCAUCCAGGGUUGGAGAGACUGGGGAAACUGGAGGUCCCUUGGAAGGUAUUAGGGUUCCGCUGGGGAGGCACGUACGCAGCUACAACCACCUGCAGGGAGAUGUGCGGCGGAGGAAGCUCUUCUCCUUCCAGAAGUUCUUCCUGCGGAUUGAUACAAAUGGCAGAGUUAAUGGGACCAAGAGCAGAGAGGACCCCCUCAGUAUUCUGGAGAUCACGUCAGUGGAUGUGGGGGUGGUGGCUAUCAAAGGCCUGGGCAGUAACUAUUACCUGGCUAUCAGCAGGAAGGGUGAGCUGUACGGAGCGAGAGAGUUUGGCAUUGACUGCACACUGAAGGAGCGUAUUGAGGAGAACGGCUAUAACACCUACGCCUCAGCCGAGUGGAGGAACAAGAAGAGACAGAUGUUUGUGGGGCUGAGUGUCCACGGGAGGCCACUGAGAGGGAAGAAAACAAGGAGGAGGAAAAUGGCCACCCACUUCCUCCCCAUCAUGGUGUGAUGAUGAAGAGCAUUUCACUGUACUAAACAUACCCUGUGGGAGAGCUAUUCAGCACUGAACAAUCUUUCAGAUAAAGAUUUUUUUAAAUGUACUAUAAUCUAGACAGAGAGCAUCUGAACUAUACCAUUUCCAAAAGACAUAUUUUCUCUAAGGAAGGUAAUUAACUGUGCAUAUACUCCCUGCUUUUGACUUUCGUUGAGAUGGUUUAUUGGUUUGAGGAUGUGCAGUGCUUUCUGUGGCACAGGGUGAAAUUUGAAUCAUAUUCUGUGCUAAAUCAUUGGAAAGAUGUGGACUGAAGGAGGGUGUGACAUGUGGGAACAAAGUAGGACGCUGUUUCACACACCGCUUGGAUGAAGUGAGGAAGCACUGGCUCUGUGUAUCCAAAAAAACGAUUGAAUUGUUGUUCAUGGUCCUCAUUCUCAUUUCAAUGAUCUGAACAUUCUUCAAUGAAGAAGAAGGCCUAACAGAUCGGUAAAUGCAGGAAAAAUGUAUAUAAUUGAGCAAGAUCCUCGUGGUCAUGAGAUCUUGGAACCAUAUCAAAAGUGAAUACGGUGAAAGGAAACACUAAUGUAUGAUAUUUAACCACUGAGUUUUGACUGUGUUGAAGUAAAUUAUUUAUUUUGUGUAAUAUUUAACUGAAGGUGGAAAGAAGGUGAACAUUUCAUUGCAUUCUUUACACCUUAUGUCUGUGAAGUAAAUAACAUACAUUUGCUAUUUCCUCCUCGGUAUCCAAAUGUUCUCAUGUUCAUCAAUAAAGUUUGCAACUUAAACUGGUUGACAAAUCUGACAAAUACACAUAUGAUUGAGAAUGUGACACAAUAAAUGAGAUCCUGU